Molecule: messenger RNA, 3700 nt
Organism: Lates calcarifer (barramundi perch)
Lineage: Eukaryota; Metazoa; Chordata; Actinopteri; Centropomidae
Gene: pdp1
Product: pyruvate dehydrogenase phosphatase catalytic subunit 1
Exons: 9
Coding region: 176-1753 (525 amino acids)
Biological process (GO): protein dephosphorylation
Molecular function (GO): protein serine/threonine phosphatase activity; cation binding
Source: RefSeq, a predicted model, not a curated record
CUGUCAGAGCUCCGCCAAUCAGCGUUCAGUUUGCGGUACGGCGCUCCAGAACUACACGGACCGGAGGAUCGGUGUCGAGACAUGAACUCCAGUAACUUCUUCACAUCCGUUGGUUGAGGUGUAAAUACAUCUGUGGUGCGCUGUUCGUGUGUGUGCCUUCAGUGCACCGUCAGCCAUGCCUGUGACAUCUCAGCUGCUCAGGGGUUUGCCCCGCACUAAGGUCUUGGCCUCUGGUCUGUUACCGUGCCAACAACACCAGUCCCAUUUACUGCCCGUCACUCCACGGCCUGCCUCAAGACGGCCGUCCCACGUGUGGCAGAGCCCCCAGCACUCAAGAAGUUACCAGACAGCCUCAGUGCUCCGCAGCUACAUCCUCACGCCUCCGCAGGUCAACUCCAUCCUGAAAGCCAACGAGUACAGCUUUAAGGUGCCAGAGUUUGAUGGGAAGAAUGUGUCGUCGGUGAUGGGUUUUGAAAGUAAUCAGCUGCCAGCCAACGCCCCUAUAGAGGACCGUCGCAGCGCGGCCACAUGCCUGCAGACACGAGGAAUGCUGCUGGGUGUGUUUGAUGGCCAUGCUGGCUGUGCCUGCGCUCAGGCACUGAGUGAGAGGUUGUUUUACUACAUUGCCGUGUCUCUGCUGCCACACGACACACUGUGCGAGCUGGAGGCAGCAGUAGAGUCCGGCAGGGCACUCAGUCCCAUCCUGCAGUGGCACAAACACCCCAACGACUACUUUAGCAGGGAGGCUCAGACGCUCUACUUCAACAGUCUCCGAACCUACUGGCAGGAGUUGAUAGAUCUCACCAGCCCAGGCGAGGUUCCAGACACCCGUGAGGCGUUGCUGAGCGCCUUCAAGAGGCUGGACAACGACAUCUCUCUGGAAGCUCAGGUUGGAGACGCGAAUGCUUUCCUGCACUACUGGGUCCUGAGAGUGGCCUUUUCUGGAGCGACAGCUUGUGUGGCUCACGUCGACGGAUCAGACCUGUUUAUCGCCAAUGCAGGAGAUGCUCGGGCAGUGUUGGGGGUGCAGGAGGAGGAUGGUUCAUUCAGUGCUCACACACUCUCUAAUGACCACAACGCCCAGAACGAGGAUGAGGUGGCUCGGAUACGGGGUGAACACCCUCCAUCAGAGAGAAAGACGGUUAUACGACAGGACCGGUUGCUUGGCCUCCUCAUGCCGUUCCGUGCGUUCGGGGAUGUGAAGUUCAAAUGGAGUAUUGAGCUACAGAAGCGCGUGUUGGAGUCUGGGCCUGAUCAGCUCCACGAAAACGAGCAAACCAAGUUUAUCCCCCCCAACUAUCACACACCGCCUUACCUGACCGCUGAGCCAGAGAUCACGUACCACAAACUGCGGCCACAGGAUCGCUUUCUGGUGAUUGGCUCUGACGGCCUCUGGGAGACCCUCCACAGACAGGAAGUGGUUCGUAUCGUGGGGGAGUAUUUAACAGGGGUGCACCAGCGUCAGCCCCUCAAAGUCGGAGGCUACAGGGUCACCCUGGGACAGAUGCAGGGGCUCCUCGAAGAGAGGAAGGCUCGCAUGUCUUCCGCUUUCGAGGAUCAGAACGUGUCGACCCACCUGAUGCGUCACGCGGUGGGAAACAACGAGUUCGGCACGGUUGACCACGAAAGGCUGUCGAAAAUGCUGUCGCUGCCCGAGGAGCUGGCUCGAAUGUACCGCGAUGACAUCACCAUCAUCGUCGCUCAGUUCAACCCUCAUGUGAUUGGAGCACAGAGACAGGAGGGGCAGUCCUGAGCUGUUCAAAAGCCAUUCACCGGCGUCACGCUGACGAGUACACACACACUUCUGUAAACGUAAGCACACUCUGGACAAACAGGCCAUACUCAGAAAAUAUUUGAAUGAAUUUGUUUUAACUCUAUUUAUGUACAGAGUUUGUAUGUUUUUAAUGCAGUUCCACAGAAGAUCCGGUUUCUUAUGAAGUUAAAAACCUCUCUCUAAAAACUGGGUUCAAGUCUCUUAUAUAACAUGUUAUUUAUGACAAUAUUCUCUGGCAACUGUUUCCUACACGCUUAUCUCCGAGGCUGAUGAGACACUGUUACCUACUGAUCUGAUUGUUGUGCCAAAAGAUUCGACCACCUUGUUUACUGAAAGACUCAGCUGGGUUGAAAUUAUAGAAAUUCCAAAGAGGGUGAAGGUUGGGACUUUACAAGUAAAGAGGCCUUGCAGCACUGACACGACCUGCUUUUUUUUCCCCCCUGAUUCCUUAACUGGUCUGUGCCAUAUUAACACCACACACUCUCUUUCUCUGCUGUCUGGUUUUGUCCUAUGUAUCCCAGACACAAUCUUUUUCACUCUGUGGGCCGUUUCUGCAUCUGAGGGACUGAUGUUACAACUGAGGACUGUUGCAACCAUUUGUUUUUACUUCUUUGUGUGUGUUGUUGUAUGAGAUAUUCUUAGUACUGUCAUACAUAAGGAUUUUGUUCAGUAUUCACCCUGCAGUGGGUAUUUUGAUGAUGUCUACUCCAGCACACUGGGUUUCAAGUGAAAGAGUGACUGACAAGUUUGAGUGUUGACACUGAGCUGUAGGACAUUCACAUCCAUAUUGGAUCGACAGUGUAGGACCCACAGUGCGUCUGAUGUGAAUGUAAAUGCCAUGGAAUUAAAGUUGAAAGUCAUAGCGUGGUGGUUCUCAUCUUGUGUGGUGCCCCUGAUGAAUCUCAAGAGAAAGGGUUACAAUAUGAUUAUAGGGAAGAGAGAGAAAAUGAUUCUGUUACGCAAGAUUUUAUCUAUUUUCCUUGAAAAAAAAAAAAACACUGGUUACUUUCUCCUCUCCUCUUGGUGGCUUUUGAAAAUCCACAGACUGAAUCAAGAAUGAAUGUGGUUCAGCUGUUUACAGCUCGUGUUUUGAACAGGCAGUAACCUAAACAAGGGGAACACAAAUCAAAUAAACAGUGCUUCAUUUUAAAGAGUCACAAGCCAAAAAGGUUGAGAAACACUGAGCUAGAGCUUGUUUUCAUUUCAAAACCAGUGUGCUGGAGUACAAAGCAAAACACAAAACUGUCCAAACAUUUGAUGUAUUUUAAACAAGUCUUGAACAGCUUUUUACGUCACUUUUCUGUGAUCACUUGAUCACUUGAUUAUUGCGGUGCUUCCUGGCUGAAAGAAGUAACAGUAAAGUGAAGUAUUCUCCAUUUCCCUAACACUACUUUGGCUGAAGUGACAGUGUUAGAGUUACCGUCAGUAUGUGUUUGUGAACCUCUGAGCAUAGACACACUCACUGAACUUUACCACAGUCAAACCAUUUGGUUACAGCAGCAAAGCUUUUGUUUUUGAAGCUGUUGGAGUAAAAAAGACAAAAAGACAGUUUGGGUUAAAAAGGGAUGAAUGUUCACCUUGCCUUAUGUUUGUUUUCUGACUGGUUGUUAGCAGUGUGGAUAAAAAGUUUGUUACAGAUUUUAUUAUUCAUGGCAGCAAAGGUGAAAGUAGAAGCAGACCACUCCCCUCACACUCUCCAGUUUAACACUAUUCACAGGGGCAUGGUUGUGUGUUUAAGUGUAUUUAAGCCCAAAUGAAUGAGCAGAAUGUAAAUUUGAAACAAGCUGUUUGAAUAUUAUUAAGGUUAUUUAUUCAGCUUCAGCAUUAUGUUACACAUGUUUAUCUACAGUUGUAUGUAUAAAUUGUAACUUAUGUGGGUUAAGUUUUGUAUAUGGAAUGGUUUAAUAAAACACAGAAUACACACCG